Messenger RNA from Coffea arabica (coffee), 600 nucleotides. RefSeq lists its product as uncharacterized. The record is from RefSeq and is a predicted model, not a curated record. NCBI's taxonomy places the organism in Eukaryota, Viridiplantae, Streptophyta, Magnoliopsida, Gentianales, Rubiaceae.
AUUCUCCCCUGUUUUAUUGGCAUGAAAAUUAUUCUUCUUUUGUCCUCGUUACUUGAACUAUAGUAUAUAAGUUAAACUAUAGUAUAUAAGUAUCACUGAAAAUGGGUCCAAGGAGAAAAUAUGCUACACUUGAGGAACUUUACAGUGAAAAAAAUCGUCGUCGUCGUGAACGAUAUGCUGCAGCUAAGAAACAAAAGGAGAAUGGUCCAUUUAAUACGACUUGCACCAUUACUGUGAAAGCAUUGCGAAUGAUGGAUAAUUUAGCCGAGACGAGUACUUUUUCUAUGAAGCGUAUGCGUAUCAAUAAAUAUAAUGAUGGCACUUCUUUUGUGGAUAUGAGCACAGAUGAUACAAUUGAGAAUCCAUUGUCCUCUUCACCUCUUAUGAAUAAAUAUGGUUCUCUUGGUUCUCCUACUAUUCAAACCGAUGAAGAAUUGACUCCUGUUAAUAUCCAUGGAAAAAGUAUUGCUAAUGUUUCCAAUAGUGGCAAAGGACAAUGCAAGUGAUUGUAAUACAUUAUCAACUAAAAAGGCUGCUCCAUGGCCUAACACUUCCUGUUCAAUCAAUAAUUCUUCAUCUAAGGAUAAUGAUGUGAAAGUG